AAAAGAGUGCAUUUGCUUCUCAGCACGCUGCAAGACGCAACUGGACCUUUUCUUAUUUUUGUUUUUAGUAUUUAAAAAAAUGUGAAUAUAAGUAUUGCAUUGGAUACGUCUUUUAAGGGAGCGCGUGUUCUCCAAGACUGUUUCCCCCCUCCUUCUUCAUUCAUGCGGAAUUACGCACGAUUUCCUGGAUGAUCAUCAACACAGUUCAAUUUUUAUCAUGAGGUGUUUGGACAGCAAAGAGACUUUUUAUUCUUCUUAAUAAAUAAUAAAGUGAAAUUUCACACUAUACUGGACCCGAGCGGACUGCUCACGCCGCCACCAUGCCGGGACCCUGACCCGGUGGCCGGGGAGGGGAGCCGUUUCGUGCCCACACCGCCGGUCCCGGUGCGCCUCCCGGCCAAAGGCUGAUCUUGGCCAGCCAUGGCCGCUGCCAUCGCGAGCGGGCUAAUCCGUCAGAAGAGGCAGGCGCGGGAGCAGCAUUUGGACCGGCCCGCCACCAACCGGCGUCGGAAAAGCCCCAACAAGAACAAGGGGCUGUGCAACGGCAACCUGGUGGACAUCUUCUCUAAAGUGCGCAUCUUUGGCCUCAGGAAACGCAGGCUACGGAGACAAGAUCCCCAGCUCAAGGGUAUUGUGACCAGGUUAUAUUGCAGACAGGGCUACUACUUGCAAAUGAAUCCCGAUGGCUCUCUUGAUGGCACCAAGGAUGACAGCAGUAAUUCCUCUUUGUUCAAUCUCAUUCCCGUGGGCCUCCGAGUCGUCGCCAUCCAGUCUGUGAAGACGGGCUUGUACAUCGCCAUGAACGGGGAGGGUCAUCUCUACACAUCAGAGCUCUUCACAGCAGAGUGCAAAUUCAAAGAGUCGGUGUUUGAGAACUACUACGUCAUCUACUCAUCCAUGUUAUACCGACAGCAGGAGUCGGGUCGGGCCUGGUUCCUUGGUCUCAAUAAGGAGGGUCAAGCCAUGAAGGGGAACCGAGUGAAGAAAACCAAACCAGCCGCUCAUUUCCUGCCUAAGCCAUUAGAAGUUGCAAUGUACCGAGAGCCAUCCCUGCACGACGUUGGAGAGACGGUGCCCAAAGUGGCGGUCCCGGCAAGUAAAAGCACAAGUGAGCCUGUGGUGAUGAACGGAGGUAAACCUGUAAGCAAGCCCGACAAGCCCGCCACAUAGCCACGCCCAACCUCACCCCCCUUGACUGUUUGCUGUGUGCCGGGGUGAUGGCGGAAGGCCUUUUCCCCCUCGCUGGAGCGUCUUUCCUCGGUGGAUCCGGGCGAACCUUUCCUCCGUUUCUUCUCCCGCUCCUCCAACUUUGUCUCUGCCUUGUCCUCACCCUUUAUUCCAGCUGUCUGGUGGAGGGAUUUUUAGGUUGAGUCUGGGGGAGGGUCCUGGGAGGGUGGUGGGGUAUUUCCCCCCCCCCAGUACAGGAGGACAAUAACUGACCUCUCUGAUCCUGGAAUGCCUUUAAAAAUUCCUCUGCAACUGUGAGGUUGUGGUUUGUUUUACAGCCACUUUGCUUGCUGAGGGUUCAUAUAAAAAAAAAACUAAGGAAAAAAAAAACCACCUUGUUCCCUUCUUUGAUGCCCUAUUGCAGAGGAAGACCUAUUUUCUAUACCACGGUUCACCAGCUAUGUUCUGGGAUAGCGGCUGUAUAGAUAGAAUAAAUAUGUGGACGACUGUCCUCUAUUUUUUAAUAAGUAUAUUCUCCUUCCUCUCUUCCCUUUUCUAGAACCAGUCACAAACUUUCCACUUUGGCCCCAGAAACACACGCAACCAACUACAUACACGCAUACAAAAAUGAUCGAAUAUUGCUUUUUUAUUUACCUUCCAGCACCUGCAGUCAGUGAUGGAGUGCUAGUUGCCACCACUGCAACAAUCAGUGCGACGGGGCUCUCCAUGAACACAUUUGCAAAAAGGGAUGUGGGUGGGGAAAGCGGCGUACGGGAAUGCUGUCUACAUAUCACACAAGUCCCACCAAGCUUUAGUUCAGCGCUCCGCCUUCUCUGGUAAAUCUAUUUUUCUUGAAGUUUAUUACCAAGCGCAGGCUGGAAGAAUAUCUCUCGGCCUUGUGGGCCUCCGGCUUCUUGAAGGUCUUAGGCUCGAGACUAUUUGCCGAGAUAAACUGUACGACAUAGGCAGGCAGCCCUUCAGCGGCAGCAUCCACAACACUUUCAACAUUUACCGGCUGCAUCUACCGAUUAAAGCAUGGGCAAGGUUGAUCUUGUGUUCUGUCUCUCUCUUGCAACAACCUAAUAUAUAUUGUACCAUUUUCAUUGUAUAAUAUAAAAGUAUGGGGCGAAGGGGGGGUGGUAUACUCAAAAGACGUUUUUAAACAAAGUAGGUUAUUAUUCAAGAGGAAUCGUGUCCUAGCUCAGCAUGCAGUACUGAUCGUUCUGGCCUAUCACGUGCCUGUUUUCAAACUCGAUUUUACCGGCAUACAAAAACCGGUUCCCAGUCCCUACUGGGCCAAAGGUGCCUCGCCCACCCAAACACCCACCCAUCCAUUUACAGGACACGUAGCAUUGUUAGCAUAGCGAGACUCACCCUGCUCACUCUGAAACGACCAAAGGCUCCCCCAACCCCACCCCAAACACCCACGAGGAAGAUUCUGGGAAAAGUCCUCUUAACUCAUCAACGCUUUCACUGUGAUAGCUUUUGGUUUCUGAACCCUCCUGAGAUCUUUGCGUGACCGCCGCCCUGCUCUCUCCUACUCCUUUGAAAAGUCUUAACUUGAUGUCAUUUUUGCAGGUUUGUCUACCCUCAAUUAGUCACGUGCAUGUAUUUUCAGAGGUGUCGGGAUAUACAUAGUGUAGGACUUGACAUGGGCAUGUUGCAGGCUACGGCACCCUCACAAGCUAUUCUGCACUUUCACAUUGUUACUCUCGUCAUGACUGUUAGCAAAUGAUGACCAAUCUUUGACAUUUUGAUUGGGCUUUUCCGACUCGGUUGAGAAAUGUCACCUUUUUACAUUUAUCUUAAUAAAAUAGGACCGGCCGAGGACAUUAGUUUUGAUUUGUUAGUAUGAAUAGAUGCAAGAGCUGGAAAACAUUGUAAAUGCAUUUGUCUGUGUAAAUUCUCCGUUAUCCAGGUCGUGACAAUCCACAUAUUUGAAGAGAAGGUAACUGGACUUUUAGAAGAAUUUUAGUUGCCUCCUACAACACUUUAAAGACAACUAGACCUUUUUCUUGUUGAACUGGACUCCCGUUCAACUAGACAAAGUAUCGGCUGUUCAACAACAACUUCUGUUCCCUUCUGCUUCUUCUAAAUAAAUUUCUCGAUUGUUAACCUGGAUCAAUUGAAACGUUGACAAAGUCGAGUUGCUUUCUAUUAAACUUUGAAAGCAAAUUGACGCUUUGAAUUCUAUACAACUUUGAAACAAUCAAAAGCAAGUCUAGUUCAAUUCUACUAACACAUCAAGACAGUCCAGUUGCCUUCUAUUAGACUUGGAAAAUAAAUGACUUCUUCUUGGUUAUUGUUCGGGACUUCUAUUCAAAGUCCACCUCCCUUCAAUUCAACUUCAAUGGCAAGUCCAUGGCAAUUUUCAAAUUUGUAAAUGGCUCCCAUGUUAAAAUGUGUUUAGAUUCACUUAGCCUCUUUCAUUUCUGGCAUAUUUCUCAUAUGGGUUGUGUGUGAUGUCAAAGUUCAUUUUGUUCGGCGUACUGUACUUGCACGUUCUUGUUUAUGAUCAUUUUGUCCCAUUUUUUUGCAUGGUGGAGAGAGGUGUCGACGAACUGCAUGUAACGUAGGAUAUGUCUAUCACCAACUGUUGGUAUGUAUCGCUACAUUAAAAAAAAAAGAAAAAAACAAGACAUAUAUGCAAAGGGUUUGUCGACACUGUACAGUUUGUUUGAUGUACACGCAUACAACACAUUAAAUAUUUAUGUGAGCGAGUGCUGUAAUUUUACUAUGUAAUGUGCAAUAGAGUGUGCAGUAUAUUUUUGGACCUGGGAGAGGUAGCAAAUAUAAAGGAGUAUUAGGAACACACUGAAAAGAAAAAGAUGAGAACAUGACUUCUUUUCUCUCUAAAUUUUACAACUUUAUGCUCAGUGUCUUUCCUUUCAGUGUGACCUAAUAUUCAUUAAAAAAAAAAAAAAAAAAACGGGAGAAAAAAAUUCUGAUUGGUCCCCUUUCUCAAGUGUGGCACUUUACGGACAAAAGGGUUAGAAAACACCGCUUAAAUAAUUAUGUAAUCACCCUGCCUCUUAGGAACCUGACCUAAGCCCCAUUAAACUCAUAAAUGCUCCCCUGAAUGGAUGAGGAUUCGCACCUGUUGAAGAUACAAAAGGGGGACCAAAUUUAUAUUUACUUCCAUUUUCACUUCCAGUUCAAGGGCCACAUGUCCCAUUACUUUAGUGCAUAUAG
Molecule: messenger RNA, 4359 nt
Organism: Syngnathus typhle (broad-nosed pipefish)
Lineage: Eukaryota; Metazoa; Chordata; Actinopteri; Syngnathiformes; Syngnathidae
Gene: fgf14
Product: fibroblast growth factor 14
Exons: 5
Coding region: 421-1170 (249 amino acids)
Biological process (GO): positive regulation of gene expression; positive regulation of protein phosphorylation; positive regulation of cell population proliferation
Cellular component (GO): cytoplasm
Molecular function (GO): fibroblast growth factor receptor binding; growth factor activity
Source: RefSeq, a predicted model, not a curated record